Messenger RNA from Diaporthe amygdali, 900 nucleotides. RefSeq lists its product as uncharacterized. NCBI's taxonomy places the organism in Eukaryota, Fungi, Ascomycota, Sordariomycetes, Diaporthales, Diaporthaceae. The transcript has 2 exons. The coding region runs from base 1 to 900 and encodes 299 amino acids. The record is from RefSeq and is a predicted model, not a curated record.
AUGGCUGAGGGUGCAAUUGGACGACGAAUGCUUGCCGAAACCGAGGAGACAAGCCUUGAUGAGAUCUUGUCAAUUUUCCGCGCAAGCCUUAAUUCGACGUCACUCAACCAAGCUGGUUCUUCUGCGGCGGGAAUACCAGCGGCAACAGGCGUUCAUGUCAGUGCACAAGGCCCAUCUAGCUCCAAGGUCAAGAGUUACCCUAUCCAGGAUCUCGACAGGCUGGUCGCCCAGCAUUUCAGGGCGACCCAGUCCGGUCCUCUGUCCCUGUCCGGGAGACACUUGCCUCUGAUAUAUCUACUGGUCGCUACUCUCAUCGCACCACCUUACAACAAAGCCGUCGUUAUCAUCGACAUCGACGCCAGAUUCGACAUCACGCGGGUUACACAAUGCGCUCCUCACCAGGCCGGCCCGGUCCCCGAUGGAUCAAAUGCCGCUGAAGACCACAGCGACACAUUGGGCCAACAUAAGAACGCGGAUCAGGCAGCUGAAGGCCGCACAGAAGGUCAAGCCACGGUGGCACCUGCCCGGCAAGUCACAGCAGAGGAUCUCAAGCAUGUUCACGUAUACCGCCCAGCUCGCGGCUCACCUGCUCACAUUCGCGAGGUCUUAUCCUCUGCCGAACACCAUAUGUUAUACUCCAGACACGCCUCCAUCGCCCGCGAGUGGUGGGGAGUCAUCAUCAUCGGCGGUGGCAGUCCCACGGCUCUCGGUUCCGAAAUGGCCAAUGUAACCACAGGCUGGAGGGGAUGGUUACGUGUCGAUCGCGAGGAUAUCCGGGGUUUUGGCAUGGGAAUGAGCAUUGAGGAAGCCUUGCUGGACCGAGACAGGCGCCAGCGCGCUGUCCACGAAGCCGGGUGGACGGCAAGCUGCGCCUGGGGAGGAUUUACUUUCGACGGAUGA